This is a messenger RNA of Anoplophora glabripennis (Asian longhorned beetle), 1253 nucleotides long. RefSeq lists its product as uncharacterized. The record is from RefSeq and is a predicted model, not a curated record. The coding region runs from base 841 to 1089 and encodes 82 amino acids. The transcript has 3 exons. NCBI's taxonomy places the organism in Eukaryota, Metazoa, Arthropoda, Insecta, Coleoptera, Cerambycidae.
GGGAACCCCUAUUUUUUAUUGCGGUUUUGGAAAGAGCAAGGUCAUUGUCAAGGUCAUGGUGAAGAACAUUUUUAGAUGUACAAUUUCCUUUUCUUUGUAAAUCCGCAAUAAAAAAUAGGGGUUCCCAUUUGAAAAACCAAUUUUGAUCUUGAAAUGACCUCGAAGCUCUAGGUCAAGGUCGUAUACAAGGGCGUCAUUGAAUAACCAGGGGAAAAUCCUAAAACUUUUGUAUUUAUCAUUUUUCAAGAAAAUGCACUCCUGACGAGUUAUUCAGGGGUUUCCAUACUUUUGUGCCACCCUGUAUAAAAUACGUAUUACAGGCUGUGACACCUUAUGAAAAACUUCCUGGGCUAAUUCCUGUUCGUAUUAAAUUUUGUGCAAAUUUUACAUUACUUACCAAAUUUGAAGUCUGUAUCAAAGUAGUUAACCAAACCACUGUUUCACUGCUAUUCUUUGAAGGAUUAUAGAGCCGUUACGAACAGUGUGAGGCAAAUACGAUACUUAUUUUUUUAUUUGUCGAUGAGAGAAAUCAGCCCAGAAAGUUUGUCGCAAUGUCACUCAAUGUCAAUGUUUAUAAUGUUUGCUUGCUAGGAUUUCGUGAGCGGUAAAUGUUUCGAUUGUGGGAAGUACAGAGAAAAAUGCAUUCCCUUCGGAUACCACGGCAGGAAGCACUACGAGAAAUUACUAGGUCUCAGAUGGCGGCAUACCAGCAGGGUACAAUUCCUGUUAACCGCCUCGGACAAGCCAUAUUGCAGGGGGCACUACAGGCUGAUCGUUCAAAUUUCUAACAACACAGACAGCGUGGACCACGGUGGAGAAAUAGGGCAGCUGUUAUUCACGAUGCACAGCACCAGCGACGGGAGAGGCCAAAAAUCCAGGCCUGCCGGAUUCAUCAGCGGGUACCACAAACCGGGAGCCUUGCACGUAGGUGUCGUUGCCACUGACGAGGUUCCGCAUUUGAAGGCGGUGGAAGUGGAGUGGAAGUAUAACAGCAGCUUGUUUAACCCGUUAACCUGGAGGAUAUUGACCACACCAAAAAUUUUCAUCAACAAAGUAACGGUGGAAGCGUUGGAGAUAAAUGAAAGUUAAUAUAUUUUUGGCUUAUAGGAUAACGGUUUGUCCGAAGGAACAAGAACCUCUAGUUAACGGCAUACCACAACUUUGGAUAUCUUCAUAUUGUUAGCCAUCACUACCACUUGUAUUUACAUCAUCAGUUCAUUGAUUCAUCAUCAUCCCUUAUUUAUAUUUUAUGU